Molecule: messenger RNA, 1101 nt
Organism: Prorocentrum cordatum
Lineage: Eukaryota; Dinophyceae; Prorocentrales; Prorocentraceae
Source: the annotation of a GenBank genome assembly
AUGCCGAGACUGCAUACAGCGGCCGCCAGACUCCCAGGGCCCCCCGCUCCCUGGACAUCCGCCUCGCGCUCUCGGGGUGGGGAUCGCCCGAAGCAAUCUGUGCGUGUGCUUUUUUCGCCGGACCAGGCUGAUGCGACGCAGCCCAGGGCUGGGGCUGCCUGUUUCACCCCCUCCCCUCUCCUCCUCCCUCUCUCCUCCCCCUCUUCUCCUGCGUUUUCGCCAAGGGGCUCGCUUGCGCUUGUAAAAAGUGUGUGUUUUUCUCGCCACGCGAGGGGCCUCUGCCCUCCUCCCCCUCCGCCUCCCCCCGCGGAUCCCACGUGGUGCCGGCUCGGCCCCGCCCCCCCCCCCCCUUCCCACCGUUGGCCCCACUGCCCCCCCCCCCCGCGGCGGUCGGAUCGAGGAUCGGUCUCGUUCCCCUCAUCCUCCCUCCAGUGCUUCUCUGUUCCCCGUCGCAUCGACGCGGACCUCACGGUCACCACCGUCGCCACGAAGCCGAUCGACGGGCAGAAGCCGGGGACGUCUGGCCUCAGGAAGAAGACCAAGGUCUUCAUGGGAGAGAACUAUUUGGCCAACUACGUACAGAGCGUCUUCAACACGCUGAAGGACAUGAAAGUUCCCGUCGAGGGCGGUACCCUUGUCGUCAGCGGCGACGGACGUUAUUGGAACAGUGAGGCGAUCCAGAUCAUCAUCAAGAUGGCCUUCGCGAACGGUGUGAGCACCGUAUGGUGCGGAACUGGCGGACUUCUGUCCACGCCGGCGACCUCUGCGGUCAUCAGGUGCCAUGGCAAGGGCUUCGUGCCCUUCGGUGGCUUCAUCUGCUCCGCUUCUCACAAUCCUGGCGGCAUCAACGACGACUUCGGCAUCAAGUACAACUGCGAGAACGGUGGCCCGUCACCAGAGAAGAUGACUGAUCUGAUGGUUGCCUGGACCGCCAAGCUCACCGAGUACAAGAUCUGCGACAAGCUGCCGGUGUUCGACCUGGCGUCCCCAGCCACGUACAAGGUCGGCGGCCACACAGUCGAGGUCUUCGACUGCGUGGACGACCACCUGGCUCUCUUGAAGAAGUGCUUCGACUUCGAGCAGAUCAAGGUCAGCAUGUGA